UUUUGCUUUCUGAUUUUCGUUUUCCCCACGAGAAAACUCGACCCUUUUUAUUUAUUUUGCUCCUCAUUCUUUCUUUCUUAUUACAUUUUUCAUAACUCAAAUCUUCUAUUCUCUCUCUCUCUUACAAAGAGAAACCCUUUUCUCUUAUUCUCCUUAAGCACCCAGAAAAUUUUUCUUCCUAACUUGUUCUGAUUCCACCCAAAAUCCUUUCUUUUCAAACACCCUUUGCAUCCCUCUCUUCUUAUCUCCAUUAAAAAAUCCAUCUUUUUUUCUUGUUCUUGUUAUUGUCCCUCUGUUUUUUUUUUUCCCCUUUGGUUCUGAUCAACACCCAUUCUUUCUUUCUUGUGGUUCGGCAAAAAUCGAAUUCAAAGCUGAAAACUUUAGCCAAAAGGGUGAUUGAAUCUCAAUGGGGUUUUCGAAGAAGACGCAAGGAGACGCUGAAUCGGAAGCGAAGAAGUGGGUAAUUGCAGGAUUCUCUGUUCGUUCUUUGAAACCAAUAAACACGAAGGUAAAAGAGAGACACCAAGAAGAAGAGGAGGAGGUGGAGUUUGAGUUUUCGACGACACCGACGGCGAAGGAAUCGAGGAUACCGAAGAAGUUGGCGCCGCCUCCGCCGCCACGGAAGCGACGGCCUUCAAGGUGUCACAAUAGCAGCUUCAAUGGCGUUAGAGAGUUCUUCAACCCUCCUGAUUUGGAAACAGUGUUCAAGUGCAAAGUUGAGAAAGCUAAAUGAAAAUUUUCGAUGCUCAUUCAACUAACAACAACAACUACUACAAAGAUUUUACCAAAUGGUAUGAAGAAAAAAAAGUGCCACCAAUGAAGCUGAUGGAUUGAGUUUAAAAGGAGUUAUGCUAUGUUUAUUUUCCAUGUGUUUUUUGUAAUUUGGCUAUGAAAUCUGAAUGCUGAAUUUCUGUAUAGAGUGAAAAGUUGUAGUC
Messenger RNA from Arachis ipaensis, 935 nucleotides. RefSeq names its product cyclin-dependent protein kinase inhibitor SMR6. Gene Ontology annotation, biological process: regulation of DNA endoreduplication. The record is from RefSeq and is a predicted model, not a curated record. Lineage: Eukaryota; Viridiplantae; Streptophyta; Magnoliopsida; Fabales; Fabaceae.